Molecule: messenger RNA, 3923 nt
Organism: Dendronephthya gigantea
Lineage: Eukaryota; Metazoa; Cnidaria; Anthozoa; Malacalcyonacea; Nephtheidae
Product: putative ankyrin repeat protein RF_0381
Exons: 5
Coding region: 95-2734 (879 amino acids)
Biological process (GO): protein localization to ciliary inversin compartment
Cellular component (GO): ciliary inversin compartment
Molecular function (GO): protein binding
Source: RefSeq, a predicted model, not a curated record
GUUCAUAAUAGAAGCAAAUAUGACCAUAACAGAAAGGUGCGUUUAGAAUCUGGUUUUCUGGUAUACAUAAUUGGAAAUAACGAUUGUUAUAUGGAUGAUUCUACUCAAUCGAAUUCGAGUGAGUGUUAGUGUAGAAGCUACAACCGAUCAUGAAGAGAAAGAAAAAAAACUUUCAGCAAAUCUCCAAUUACAAUUUGAAAUAAAAACUGCCAAGGAUAUAUUACUAAUUGGGGCUGGUUUAGGUAUAGCCGGCGCAGUGAUAUAUUCAAUUUUUCAUUCUGUCUUUGGUUCCUGCACAGUGUCAAAGGGGUCCAUAAUUGUGAUUGUUGACUGCUCUUCAGUCGAGCAUGUGCAGGCAUUACUUGAAGAUUAUAAAUGUGGAAAACUAAAAAGACGGCUUUUGGAGGAGUUCCGAAUGAAUGACGUCAAGGUCGAGGAUUUAUCGAUUAAAUUUGAUGUUAAGGAAACUUUGAAAUUGAACGAGAAUCCUAAACACGGAAUUUUUCAAGAAAGCAAGGAUGAAGCCGUAAAAGUGGGGAAACCAACAACCGGCAUGACUCGAACAGAGUUCCUUGCGAUGUUGGAAAGCAUCAGAAAGUUGGAUGGCGUAACAGAAAGGCUUCUUAAUUUAACCGAAAUGGAGCGUUAUACUUACGGCAGGAAUGAUAGUCCAUACAGUCGUGUAAUCAGUACAAGUGAUGAACACGGAAGGACAAUCUUGCACUAUGCCGCUGUGGUCAGAAACAAACAGUUGGUAGCACAUCUCUUAUACCUUUCGCCAUCCAAUAUUAACGCGCGCGAUUGUGAUGGCAGGACCGUUUUUCACCUUGGGUAUAUACCCACCGAUCUCCUUAUUCGACAUGAAGAGUUCAGAUAUCGAUCGCGACAUGAAGAGUUCAAAUAUCGAAAUGAAUCUCUCAUACAUAUGAUGAUACAUUGUUGGAAUCUUUCUGUAGAUGACCAAGACAGCGAAGAUCGAACACCGCUGCAUUACGCCGCCAUGUACUACGAGAACGAUGUUCAAACGUUGAUCAAUGAAGGGGCAAAUAUUCACGCCAUUGACGUACAUGGUAAAACGCCUCUUGAUUAUGCUAAGGAACAUGGUAAAACAGAAGCUGUAGAACGUCUUCAGCCACAUAAAAAAAGUUCCCAUUCUCGAACAAUGCUACACCAUUCAGUUAUUAAUUUCGAGCAGGAUGCGUUUAAUCUGCUUUUAACGCAAGACGUGGACGUGAACAAUCGCGAUGAUGCAGGAAAGACUCCUCUACAUUAUGCUUUCGAGUAUGGUAAAGUUGAGGCCGCCGAGAAACUUUUAGAGGCUGGUGCUAGUGUAGAUCUAAAAGAUGCAAAAGGGAGAACAGUUCUACAUCUUGCAGCAAAACGUGGCGAUGAAAAGUUGUUUGAUUUACUUGUUAAAAGCAAUGCAAAUUUGAAUGUCCUGGAUAGCGAAGGAAACUCUGCUCUUUAUUAUGCAGUUGACAAGGGCAGUAUUGCCAUCGCCGAGAAACUUAUUAAAUCUGGAGCCAGCGUGGACGGGAAAAAUGACCGAGGAGAAACAGUGUUACAUCUUGCCGCCAAACGAGGUAAUGAAGCACUGGUUGACCUGCUUUUGAAAAACAACCCAAAUGUGAAUAGUAUCGACAGACACGGGGACACCGUUCUACAUAAUGCCAUACGUAGAAACAAUGCCGCAAUUGUCGCGAAACUUUUUAAGGCUGGAGCCAACAUAGGAGGGAAAAAUAACUAUGGAGAGUCAUCGUUACAUUAUGCUGCAGAAUAUGAUGAUGAAAAAAUUAUUGAUCUGCUUUUGAAAAAUAACGGAAAUGUGAACGAUAUCGACAGUAGAGGAAACUCUGUUUUACAUCAUGCAGCCGUCGGACGCUCAAAUAACGCAGUUGCCAUCGCCGAGAAACUUAUUAAAGCUGGAGCCAGCGUGGAUUUGAAAAAUAACGAAGGACAAACAGUUUUACAUGCUGCUGCUGGAUAUCGUAAUGAAGAACUGGUUGAUCUGAUGUUGAAGAGCAAAGUUAGUGUGAAAGAUGUCGACAAUCGGGGGGAAUCAGUUCUUCAUUUCGCCGUACGUUCGGGCAUCGUGACGAUGGUCGAGAAACUUAUUAAAGCAGGUGCCAGCGUAGAAGGGCAAAAUGACGAUGCAGAGUCAUUGUUACACAUUGCGGCAAAAGCACCUGAUGAAAAAAUGAUCGAUCUGCUGUUGAAAAAUAACGCAAAUGCGAAGGGUAUCGAUGGUGGAGGAAAAUCUUUGGUUUAUUACGCUGUCGUAAGGCGCAAUAUCACCAUCGUUGAGAAACUUUUAGAAGCUGGAGCCGGCGUAGAAGGAAAAGAUUAUGAAGGACGAACAGUUUUACAUCUUGCUGCACAAGACAAUGAUGAAAAAAUGGUUGAUCUGCUGUUGAAAAACAUGGCGAAUGUGAAUGAUAGUGACGGAAAGGGAAACUCUGCCCUAUAUUAUGCUGCCCUGUGGCGCAAUGUGGCCAUCGUCGAGAAACUUCUUAAAGCCGGAGCCAGCGUUGGCGGGGAAGAUGGCGAAUCUCUUGCAUCUGGUUCCCAACCCACAACAGAACAAGAUUACGAAAAGCUGAUUGAUUCAAUAUUGGAAAAAAAAGAUCAACCGGCGAGUUUAGAAAAAAUAAUGGGUUCAAAGAAACGUUUUAUCAAGUCCAGUCAGGACACAAUUCAUUCAGAAUCUGGACAUCUCAUCAAGGAUACAAAGUAACUUUAGCCGAAAAGAAACCACGACAUAAGGUCUACCAUGGCAGUCCAAUGGUGAAUGGUUUGCUUAAAAUAAAAAGGGGCUAAAACAUUGAAAAUUUAAAUAAAGCUAUCGUAAUUUUGAUGAAAUUGACAGAGAUGUCAUUUAUUUACCUUCCAAUAUACUGAAAUCUUCGACGUUGCGUCUAUUAUAACGAAAUGGCUGCAAAUUGUCUAUUGAUAUCUAUACUGUGCAUGCAUCGCUUGAAAUUGUAAAAGAAGCACGUCGCUCGUAAGUGAUAAGAUUUUAGUAUAUUACCAUUUAUAGCAAGGUAAAUAAAUGACAUAUUUGUCAAUUUCAUCAAAGUAAGGAUGGCUUUGUUCAAAUUUUCAAUGCUUCAGUGCAUUUUUACUUCAAAUAAACCAUUAAUAUGCCAUGGAUCGUCUGGUCUGGACGAUUUCUCUCCUACAUAUUGUUUUAAUUCUUCUGCUAAAAAUCUGCUAAAAAUUCUCAAAACAAGCGCGGGCCAUUUAGAAUUCGAAUGAAUAGUUCAGAGUCAGUGUGGAAAAAGUGAGGAAUAAGAACAUCAUGAUCGAACUCUAAGGGGCUGCCUCUUAUUCGUCGAAACUUGUAAUUCUGCAAGAAAAAGUCGGAUCAAUCGGGGCUGUCUCAUACCAGAUUAAUGACACAUCAGGAAUACGCAAAGAAAAUAUUUUCAUGAUCAAACCGAUAAUUUCGGGAAAAUUGUCAAAUUUUUAUAAAAGGCGCUGCCUGGCCCAUAUCCCUAGGCAAUAUAAGCAUGACAGGAAUGAGCUAGGUUUUAUCCAUGCAGUUUGUCGGACCGGUGUUAGUCUUUUGGCGCUAAAUGCAUUUUAGUAGGUCAACCGGGACUUUAACAUUUUUGAAAAAUUCCGCAAAUGAUGCUUUCGUAUAGCGUAGUUAAAUUUCCCCCUGUAAUAUUUCGAUAUACUAAACAACUUGGUUAAUACUACUACUUUUACAGUACGAAUAGACAUUUUUAGUAUAUACUGUAAUAAUAACUUCAUUAUAUACUGUAAUUGUAAUGAAAUUAUUUCGUGACAUUGUGUUUUUAUACAAGAUGAAUAUAAUAAUUAGCCUUUCUCACGAUGACGAGUAUGCUGCCAUUUCUACGGUAGUAUUUUCAAAAUCGUAAGCGGAAGACCUCGUUACGGCGACUGUCUUUAUUUUUAGA